Molecule: messenger RNA, 630 nt
Organism: Penicillium verhagenii
Lineage: Eukaryota; Fungi; Ascomycota; Eurotiomycetes; Eurotiales; Aspergillaceae
Exons: 2
Coding region: 1-630 (209 amino acids)
Source: RefSeq, a predicted model, not a curated record
AUGUUCAUUAGGAAAGUGUUCCCACGAGUGAGACAAUCCCUGAUGCCCAUGGUGAAUAAUCUGCGGUCGCUCGGCACGAGGGCUCCUUUCCUCUAUCCUCCCAGAGCGACGCUGGGUUUGUGGGCUACGCUGGACAAACCUGCGUGGCCCCGAGCCCUCUCCUGGAUAUCCGGAUUCGCUCCUGAUUGGGGAAGAUCUGCGGGUUGUCCUUCCACGCCUUCCUUCGCCGUUCGUUGGUCCUCUGGCCUGUUCUUACGUGACGACGCAUAUUUCUGCCCUGACGAGGGGCAGGUAUCCAAUUGCCCGGUCGAGAAGGUUCUCUCUCGUCGACAGGGGUUCGUUCACGAGGACGGCGUAACCUUUCAUUUGGGAUCUCUAGAUGGGCUGAUCGUGUUGGACGAGCUUGAUGGACUUCAGGGAUCUCUCGGGGAGCUGCAGAACGAGAUCGAGACCUCUGGCGGAAAUCGGCAUAGUAUGACCCCAUUCUCGGUGAUCCGGGCCGUACUCGAGGAGCGGGUACUGGACGAGGAUUCUCUCGCCUCGGAGCUUCUGUGUGGGUUUGAAUGUCAUGAAUAUCUCGAUCCGUCCUGGAACGAGACCGAGGAUAAUCUCGCAGCUCAUCGAAGGUAG